UAAAGAACGUGAGAUACGGGGAACUUUGACCCAAAGACGACCCCUUCUCGUCUCCCCCUCCCUCGCUGUGAAGAUGGCGCUCUCCAGAGUGUGCUGGGCUCGGGCUGCUUUGUGGGGUUCGGCCGUGCUCCCUGGACCUUAUGCCGCUCGGAGGCUGCAAUUUGUCCGCUCUGGCCUGGCCUGGGGGGCCCCUCGGUCUUCAAAGCUUCACCUUUCUCCAAAGGCAGAUGUGAAGAACUUGAUCUCUUACGUGGUGACCAAGACAAAAGUGAUUAAUGGGAAAUACCAUCGUUUCUUGGGUCGUCAUUUCCCCCGCUUCUAUGUCCUGUAUACAAUCUUCAUGAAAGGAUUGCAGAUGUUAUGGGCUGAUGCCAAAAAGGCUAGAAGGAUAAAGACAAAUAUGUGGAAGCACAAUAUAAAGUUUCAUCAACUUUCAUACCGGGAGAUGGAGCAUUUGCGACAGUUCCGUCGAGACGUCACCAAGUGUCUUUUCCUAGGUAUUAUUUCCAUUCCACCCUUUGCCAACUACCUGGUCUUCUUGCUAAUGUACCUGUUUCCUAGGCAACUGCUGAUCCGACAUUUCUGGACCCCAAAGCAACAAAUUGAUUUCUUAGAUAUCUAUCAUGCUCUCCGGAAGCAGUCCUACCCAGAAAUCCUUUGUUAUUUAGAAAGGGUUGUCCCUCUCAUUUCUGAUGCAGGACUCCGGUGGCAUAUGACAGAGCUGUGCACCAAGAUGCAACAUGGUACCCACCCAGCAGUACAUGAUAUCCUGGCUCUGAGAGAGUGUUUCUCUAACCAUCCUCUGGGCAUGAAUCAACUCCAUGCUUUGCAGAUGAAAGCCUUGAGUCGAGCCAUGCUUCUCACACCCCAUCUGCCUCCUGUCUUGUUGAGACACCGUUUAAAGACUCAUACCACUGUGAUUCACCAACUGGACAAAGCUUUGGCAAAGCUGGGGAUCAGCCAGCUGACUGCUCAGGAGGUGAAGUCGGCUUGUUACCUUCGUGGCCUGAAUUCUACCCAUAUUGCUGAAGAGAGGUGUCGAACUUGGCUGGGAGAAUGGCUGCAGAUUUCCUGCAGCCUGAAAGAAGCUGAGCUGUCCCUCUUGCUACACAACGUGGUCCUGCUUUCCACCAACUACAUUGGGACAAGUCGCUGAGUGAACACGGAGCGGAUGGCAUUGUCCUGUAGUCACAGAGCACAGCAGCGUGGGACCAAACAGCACUUGUCAGCAAAGAGUCUGUGUGCACUGUUAGGUGUGUGGGAGGGAGAGGGGCGGGUGCCACAGGCUUCACAGCGCGGUGCCCACGUGGGAGCUGAAACUGAAAGAAAGUCUCUUCCCAGGGUGGCGCACGUGAGGUGUCAUCCCAACUUUCUCCGAAUUUGCUGGAGCUGGCAGCAGCCUCUGAACUAGGCUUUUACUGUGAUGUUUUAAGUUCAGAUCCCAGGAAAUGAGCUUUUGCUGCAGGUGGGAAUCCUCAUUUGGUCUAGGACUUACCCACUGCCGUAUUUACAGCUGUUUUUGUUCACGACAGUUUCUGGCUGGUGAGGGGAGCAGCACUACUUAAACUGGAGCACUUCCAUCAUGCAUGUGCUCUGGUGCUCCCCUCAACACUUUCCGAUAUGACCAAAAAUAGGGAUUUUAUUUUUGUUCCCUUCACUGGGCUAACCACGUCCCCCUUUUUCAAAUCCUUUAAACAUCUUAAGUUUCUGUUUCGUUUUAGUGAAUAAUUUAUGGGUACAUCCUAAUGGAAAAAAGGAAAUACAGGUGCUUCUUGAGCCCUUCCCCAAGUGUUCACAGCCUUCACCCGCCUUGUCUUAAUUUCUGGGCAGUGCUCCAGCCCUUGUGGAUCUUAAACUCUUUGCUACCUCCACUGUGUUGCAGCAAUCCGACUGUAACUGACAGUGGCUGCCUUCUUUGGGCCAUGGAUCAAUCCUGUAAGGUACUAAUUACUGCCCAGCCCGGAGACCAGGAGAGGUCUACACUGAGAUUGUAAGUUGGGGUCAGCUUUUGUCUAUGUAUAUCAGUGACCUGUAGUAACUUAUUGUAAAUGCAUGGAGCACCGUUUAUAAACUCAAGUAAAGACUGCCUGAAACCA
Messenger RNA from Vicugna pacos (alpaca), 2096 nucleotides. RefSeq names its product LETM1 domain containing 1 (gene LETMD1). The record is from RefSeq and is a predicted model, not a curated record. Gene Ontology annotation, biological process: intracellular monoatomic cation homeostasis. Gene Ontology annotation, molecular function: ribosome binding. Gene Ontology annotation, cellular component: mitochondrial inner membrane. NCBI's taxonomy places the organism in Eukaryota, Metazoa, Chordata, Mammalia, Artiodactyla, Camelidae.